Phalacrocorax carbo (great cormorant) is the source of this 14592-nucleotide messenger RNA. The record is from RefSeq and is a predicted model, not a curated record. NCBI's taxonomy places the organism in Eukaryota, Metazoa, Chordata, Aves, Suliformes, Phalacrocoracidae.
AGCGGGCAGCAGGCGAGCGGGGGGAAAGGAGAGAAGCGAGCGAGCGGCGGGGCUUAGGCGCUUUGCAAUGCUACAGUAACGCCUUUCCCGCAGGCUCUUCCUAAGCUGGAUCAAGCAAGCUGAUGGCAAGCCUUGUGAGAAGCUUACCUGGAACACAUGGGACUGAAAUAUGUGGCGAGACCUGGUUACUGGAAGCAUUCCACAUGGUCAAGCAGUACUUUCAGACAAGCUUAUUUUCUAUUAAAUGAAGUUUAAUUUUGAGAUACUUUAGUAGGAACUUGCAAGUGACUUGACACCAUGGUAGCUCUUUCCUUGAAGAUCUGUGUCCGCCAAUGCAACGUAGUGAAGACAAUGCAGUUUGAACCAUCCACUGCAGUGUAUGAUGCCUGUCGAGUUAUUCGUGAACGAGUGCCAGAGGCUCAAACAGGGCAAGCCUCUGACUAUGGAUUGUUCUUGUCAGAUGAAGAUCCUCGAAAAGGUAUAUGGCUGGAGGCUGGAAGAACGCUGGAUUAUUACAUGCUGAGAAAUGGGGAUAUAUUGGAGUACAAAAAGAAACAGAGACCUCAGAAAAUACGUAUGUUGGAUGGUUCAGUGAAAACAGUCAUGGUGGAUGAUUCUAAAACAGUUGGUGAAUUGCUGGUUACCAUUUGCAGCAGGAUAGGAAUAACAAAUUAUGAGGAAUAUUCCUUAAUCCAGGAGAGCAUUGAAGAGAAAAAAGAGGAGAGUACAGGAACACUUAAGAAAGAUAGGACAUUGUUGCGUGAUGAAAGAAAAAUGGAAAAACUGAAGGCGAAGCUUCAUACCGAUGAUGACUUAAAUUGGCUAGAUCACAGCCGAACGUUUAGAGAGCAAGGAGUUGAUGAAAAUGAAACACUACUGUUGAGACGAAAGUUCUUUUAUUCAGACCAGAACGUAGAUUCAAGAGAUCCUGUUCAACUUAAUUUGCUUUAUGUUCAGGCUCGUGAUGACAUUUUGAAUGGCUCCCAUCCUGUCUCCUUUGAGAAGGCCUGCGAGUUUGGAGGCUUUCAAGCACAGAUCCAGUUUGGACCUCAUGUAGAACACAAACACAAACCUGGAUUUUUAGACCUAAAAGAAUUCCUGCCUAAAGAAUAUACCAAACAAAGAGGGGCUGAAAAGAGAAUAUUUCAGGAGCACAAAAACUGUGGUGAGAUGACUGAAAUAGAAGCCAAAGUGAAGUAUGUGAAGCUAGCCCGUUCCCUGCGGACUUACGGAGUGUCAUUUUUUCUUGUUAAGGAAAAAAUGAAAGGCAAAAACAAGCUGGUUCCUCGUUUGCUGGGUGUCACCAAAGACUCAGUGAUGCGUGUGGAUGAGAAGACCAAGGAAGUGUUGCAGGAAUGGCCACUGACAACUGUGAAACGCUGGGCUGCCUCACCUAAAAGCUUCACUCUGGAUUUUGGUGAAUAUCAGGAAAGCUAUUACUCAGUACAGACCACUGAAGGAGAACAGAUCUCUCAAUUAAUUGCAGGUUACAUUGAUAUCAUCCUAAAGAAGAAACAAAGUAAAGAUAGAUUUGGGCUUGAAGGUGAUGAGGAAUCAACCAUGUUGGAAGAAUCUGUUUCACCUAAGAAAUCUACCAUCUUGCAGCAGCAGUUCAACCGAACAGGGAAGGUGGAGCAUGGCUCUGUGGCACUACCAGCUGUUAUGCGUUCAGGGUCCAGUGGCCCAGAGACUUUCAACAUUGGCAUCAUGCCUUCUCCCCAGCAACAAGUCACAAUUGGUCAGAUGCACAGAGGACAUAUGCCCCCCCUUACCUCAGCUCAGCAGGCCUUGAUGGGGACUAUUAAUACCAGUAUGCAUGCUGUUCAACAGGCACAAGCUGACCUCAGUGAAGUUGAUAACCUACCACCUCUAGGGCAGGACAUGGCAUCAAGAGUAUGGGUUCAAAACAAGGUUGAUGAAUCAAAACAUGAAAUACACUCUCAGGUUGAUGCUAUCACUGCAGGAACUGCGUCAGUUGUUAACCUUACAGCAGGGGACCCAGUUGACACUGAUUACACUGCUGUGGGAUGUGCAAUUACAACCAUCUCAUCCAACCUCACUGAGAUGUCUAAAGGUGUGAAACUGCUUGCUGCUCUCAUGGAUGAUGAAGUUGGAAGUGGAGAAGACCUCCUGAAAGCUGCUCGAACAUUGGCCGGUGCUGUCUCAGACUUGCUGAAGGCUGUGCAGCCUACUUCAGGAGAGCCUCGACAGACAGUUUUGACUGCAGCUGGAAGCAUUGGGCAAGCAAGUGGGGAGCUACUAAGACAAAUUGGAGAGAAUGAAACAGAUGAAAGGUUCCAGGAUGUUCUGAUGAGUCUGGCCAAAGCUGUUGCAAAUGCUGCUGCCAUGUUAGUACUGAAGGCCAAGAAUGUAGCACAGGUCGCUGAGGAUACAGUCCUGCAGAACAGGGUUAUCGCUGCUGCCACACAGUGCGCACUCUCUACUUCCCAGCUUGUGGCUUGUGCAAAGGUUGUGAGUCCCACCAUCAGCUCUCCGGUGUGUCAGGAACAGCUGAUUGAGGCAGGGAAACUAGUAGACCGUUCAGUGGAGAACUGUGUGAGGGCCUGUCAGGCUGCCACAGAUGACACUGAAUUACUGAAGCAGGUCAGUGCAGCUGCCAGCAUUGUCAGCCAAGCCUUGAAUGACCUCUUGCAGCAUGUCCGCCAGUUUGCAAGCAGGGGAGAGCCCAUUGGACGCUAUGACCAGGCUACAGAUACCAUCAUGUGUGUCACAGAGAGUAUUUUCAGUUCAAUGGGAGAUGCUGGUGAAAUGGUACGGCAGGCCAGGGUGCUGGCUCAAGCCACUUCUGAUCUCGUCAAUGCAAUGAGGUCAGAUGCUGAAGCAGAAAUCGACAUGGACAACUCUAAGAAGCUUCUGGCUGCUGCAAAGCUCCUGGCAGAUUCUACAGCCCGCAUGGUUGAAGCUGCAAAGGGAGCUGCAGCCAAUCCUGAAAAUGAGGAUCAACAGCAGCGUCUGAGAGAAGCAGCAGAGGGACUGCGGGUUGCUACAAAUGCUGCUGCACAGAAUGCCAUCAAGAAGAAAAUUGUCAACAGAUUAGAGAUUGCAGCUAAACAAGCUGCAGCUGCUGCUACUCAGACUAUUGCAGCUUCUCAGAAUGCAGCUGUUUCAAAUAAGAACACAGCAGCCCACCAGCAACUUGUGCAGAGCUGUAAGAAUGUUGCAGACCACAUUCCUCAGUUGGUGCAGGGUGUAAGAGGAAGUCAAGCUCAGGCAGAAGACCUCAGUGCCCAGCUUGCUCUAAUAAAUUCCAGCCAGAACUUCCUUCAGCCUGGAAGUAAAAUGGUGGCAUCUGCUAAAGCUGCAGUCCCCACUGUGACUGAUCAAGCAGCAGCAAUGCAGCUAAGUCAGUGUGCAAAGAAUCUUGCUACCAGCUUAGCUGAGCUACGAACCGCCUCCCAGAAGGCUCAUGAAGCGUGUGGCCCCAUGGAAAUUGAUUCUGCUUUGAAUACAGUCCAGACACUCAAAAAUGAACUGCAAGAUGCGAAGAUGGCAGCUGUGGACGGACAGUUAAAACCUCUCCCAGGAGAAACUCUUGAGAAAUGCGCUCAGGACCUGGGAAGUACAUCCAAAGCAGUCGGUUCGUCAAUGGCCCAGUUGUUAACUUGUGCUGCUCAAGGCAAUGAGCACUACACAGGAGUUGCUGCCAGAGAAACUGCUCAGGCUUUGAAGACACUGGCUCAGGCAGCACGAGGGGUUGCAGCAUCUACUACUGACCCUGUGGCAGCGCAUGCAAUGUUGGAUUCAGCAAGGGAUGUCAUGGAAGGCUCUGCUAUGCUUAUUCAGGAGGCGAAGCAGGCCCUGGCUGCACCAGGGGACGCAGACAGUCAGCAGAGGUUAGCCCAGGUGGCAAAAGCAGUGUCUCACUCCUUGAAUAACUGUGUGAAUUGUCUGCCUGGACAAAAGGAUGUGGAUGUGGCCUUGAAGAGUAUUGGGGAAUCUAGCAAGAAGCUCCUUGUUGAUACGCUACCUCCAAGUUCGAAGUCAUUUCAAGAAGCUCAGAGUGAACUGAACCAGGCAGCAGCAGACCUGAAUCAGUCAGCAGGAGAAGUUGUCCAUGCUACACGGGGCCAAAGUGGGGAACUGGCUGUAGCAUCUGGAAAAUUCAGUGAUGAUUUUGAUGAAUUUCUUGAUGCUGGUAUUGAAAUGGCUGGCCAAGCACAAACUAAAGAGGACCAGAUUCAAGUAAUUGGUAACCUGAAGAGCAUCUCUAUGGCUUCCAGCAAGCUGUUACUAGCUGCCAAGUCUCUCUCUGUUGAUCCUGGAGCUCCUAAUGCCAAGAACCUCUUAGCAGCAGCAGCAAGAGCAGUGACUGAGAGUAUAAACCAGCUCAUCACACUGUGCACCCAGCAAGCUCCCGGGCAGAAGGAAUGUGAUAAUGCACUCAGAGAACUGGAGACAGUUAAGGGAAUGCUGGAUAACCCCAAUGAACCUGUGAGCGACCUCUCAUAUUUUGAUUGUAUUGAGGGCGUAAUGGAAAACUCGAAGGUUCUUGGAGAAUCAAUGGCGGGCAUUUCCCAGAACGCAAAAACUGGGGAUCUUUUAGUCUUUGGAGAAUGUGUUGGAGUUGCAUCGAAGGCUCUUUGUGGCCUGACAGAGGCAGCAGCUCAGGCCGCUUACCUGGUUGGCAUCUCAGAUCCAAACAGUCAGGCUGGUCAGCAAGGUCUUGUUGACCCAAUUCAAUUUGCCAGAGCCAAUCAAGCAAUCCAGAUGGCUUGCCAGAAUCUGGUAGAUCCAUCAAGCAGCCCAUCACAGGUACUGUCAGCUGCUACAAUUGUGGCCAAACAUACUUCUGCUUUGUGCAAUGCAUGUCGUAUUGCUUCAUCAAAGACAGCAAAUCCUGUUGCGAAGAGACACUUUGUGCAGUCUGCCAAAGAAGUUGCAAACAGCACUGCUAACCUGGUUAAAACUAUAAAGGCCCUGGAUGGUGAUUUCUCUGAAGAGAACCGCAACAAAUGCAGAAUUGCUACUGCACCUUUGAUAGAGGCUGUGGAAAAUCUGACAGCAUUUGCUUCAAAUCCAGAAUUUGUCAGCAUACCAGCACAGAUCAGCACUGAGGGAUCGCGAGCACAGGAACCAAUUUUAGUGUCUGCUAAAACAAUGUUGGAGAGCUCAUCUUUAUUGAUUAAAACUGCUCGUUCUCUGGCUAUCAAUCCAAAAGACCCCCCUACGUGGUCUGUGCUAGCUGGGCAUUCCCAUACUGUCUCAGAUUCUAUCAAGAGUCUUAUCACCUCUAUCAGGGACAAGGCCCCAGGCCAGCGAGAAUGUGAUUUCUCCAUUGAUGGCAUCAACAGAUGCAUCAGAGACAUUGAGCAGGCCUCCCUUGCAGCCGUCAGUCAGAGUCUGGCCACCAGGGAUGACAUCUCAGUUGAGGCUCUGCAGGAGCAGCUGACAUCAGUCGUCCAGGAAAUUGGCCACCUCAUUGAUCCCAUAGCUACUGCAGCUCGGGGAGAGGCAGCUCAGCUUGGGCACAAGGUAACACAGCUGGCAAGUUAUUUUGAACCCUUGGUUUUAGCUGCAGUUGGUGUGGCAUCUAAAACACUAGAUCAUCAGCAACAGAUGACAGUGUUGGACCAGACCAAGACACUCGCAGAAUCUGCCUUACAGAUGUUGUACGCUGCCAAAGAAGGGGGAGGAAACCCCAAGGCAUCUCAUACACACGAUGCAAUCACUGAGGCCGCUCAACUGAUGAAAGAGGCUGUAGAUGAUAUCAUGGUUACCUUAAAUGAAGCUGCAAGUGAAGUAGGCAUGGUUGGAGGUAUGGUAGACUCAAUAGCAGAGGCAAUGAGCAAGCUGGAUGAAGGUAUGCCUCCAGAUCCCAAGGGAACAUUUGUCGAUUAUCAGACUACUGUGGUGAAAUAUUCUAAAGCCAUUGCUGUAACAGCACAGGAAAUGAUGACUAAGUCGGUUACUAACCCAGAAGAGUUGGGAGGACUUGCAUCACAAAUGACCAAUGACUAUGGGCAUUUGGCUCUCCAGGGCCGAAUGGCUGCAGCUACAGCAGAACCAGAGGAGAUAGGGUUCCAGAUCAGGACUCGGGUGCAAGAACUUGGCCAUGGCUGUAUCUUUCUUGUGCAAAAAGCUGGAGCUCUCCAGAUUUGCCCUACAGACAGCUACACCAAAAGGGAGUUGAUAGAAUGUGCUCGUGCUGUCACAGAAAAGGUCUCCUUAGUUUUAUCUGCCCUUCAAGCAGGAAACAAAGGCACGCAAGCCUGUAUUACUGCAGCUAGUGCUGUGUCUGGGAUAAUUGCAGAUCUAGACACCACUAUCAUGUUCGCUACUGCUGGAACCCUUAAUGCCGAGAACAACGAAUCAUUUGCAGACCACAGGGAAAAUAUCCUGAAGACAGCAAAAGCUUUAGUUGAAGACACAAAAUUGUUGGUUUCUGGUGCUGCCUCGAGUCAGGACAAACUGGCCCAAGCAGCUCAGUCAUCAGCUAAUACAAUCACUCAACUUGCUGAGGUAGUAAAAUUGGGAGCGGCUAGCUUGGGAUCCGAUGAUCCUGAAACACAGGUUGUCCUGAUCAAUGCUAUCAAGGAUGUUGCAAAGGCCCUUUCUGAUCUCAUUGGUGCUACCAAAGGAGCUGCCAGCAAACCAGCAGAUGAUCCAUCCAUGUACCAGCUGAAAGGUGCUGCCAAGGUGAUGGUAACAAAUGUCACAUCGCUUUUGAAGACUGUUAAAGCAGUAGAAGAUGAAGCUACUCGAGGGACAAGAGCUCUUGAGGCUACAAUUGAGUACAUCAAACAGGAACUCACGGUGUUUCAGUCAAGCGAGGUUCCAGAAAAGACAUCAUCACCUGAAGAAUCAAUCCGGAUGACGAAAGGAAUCACCAUGGCAACUGCAAAAGCUGUUGCAGCUGGGAACUCAUGCAGACAGGAGGAUGUGAUUGCUACAGCAAAUCUGAGCCGCAAAGCAGUAGCUGACAUGCUAACAGCUUGUAAGCAAGCAUCAUAUCACCCAGAUGUGAGCGAAGAAGUUCGAGAAAGAGCUCUGCGCUUUGGAACAGAAUGUACCCUGGGAUACUUGGAACUCCUGGAACAUGUUCUCAUGAUCCUUCAAAAACCAACUCCAGAACUAAAGCAUCAGUUGGCCUCUUUCUCCAAGCGGGUUGCUGGUGCUGUUACAGAGCUCAUCCAAUCAGCAGAAGCAAUGAAAGGGACAGAGUGGGUGGAUCCAGAAGACCCAACAGUCAUUGCAGAGACAGAGCUACUAGGGGCAGCAGCAUCAAUUGAGGCUGCAGCAAAGAAGUUAGAGCAGCUGAAACCAAGAGCCAAGCCAAAGCAAGCAGAUGAGACUCUGGAUUUUGAAGAACAGAUCCUGGAAGCAGCUAAGUCCAUUGCAGCUGCUACCAGUGCCCUUGUGAAGUCAGCUUCAGCAGCCCAGAGAGAACUGGUGGCACAGGGAAAGGUUGGAGCAAUCCCUGCAAAUGCAGCUGACGAUGGACAGUGGUCUCAGGGACUUAUUUCUGCUGCCCGAAUGGUGGCAGCUGCAACCAGCAAUCUCUGUGAAGCAGCUAAUGCCUCCGUACAAGGCCACGCUAGUGAAGAGAAGCUCAUCUCAUCUGCCAAACAAGUGGCAGCUUCUACAGCACAGUUGCUUGUGGCUUGCAAAGUGAAGGCUGAUCAUGACUCUGAAGCCAUGAGGAGGCUACAGGCGGCAGGAAACGCUGUCAAGCGAGCAUCAGACAAUCUUGUCAGGGCAGCCCAAAAAGCAGCAUUUGGGAAACCAGAAGACGAUGAUGUUGUGGUCAAAACAAAGUUUGUGGGUGGCAUUGCUCAGAUCAUUGCAGCCCAAGAAGAAAUGCUGAAGAAGGAAAGAGAGCUGGAAGAGGCAAGGAAAAAACUGGCUCAGAUCCGCCAACAGCAAUACAAAUUCCUACCCACAGAGCUGAGAGAAGAUGAGGGUUAACCUGCUGAGAUUUUUUCCCCCCCCCCUUUAUUUUUCCCUCUUUUUUUUUUUUUUCCUUUUCUUUCAAAGAAAUAAGCUAAAGGGGGACAGUACAGUGAGAACUGCUCUGACAACAUUCUGGUAUGCCAAGCACUUACCUAAAUAAACUGCCUGUCAUAGCUUUGGAUGAGCAGAGGGCAAUAAACACUUGUUCCUUCUCAUCUGGUCAGCUGAGGUGCUUGAUGAUCAAAUAAUGGUAGAGUGUUAGGUUCAUCAUUCCUGUUCCUUCCUUGACUUAUAUCUCAGGAGAGAAUGUUUUACUUUUUACUAAAGAUACUAAGUCAGUGUUAUUGUAAAUUUCCUGAUGUUUGAGGUAUUUAUCAUUCCUUGACUUGUUAUAAAACAUUCAUAAUAUUAAUAGGAAAACAGUCAAGAAAUCUGUCAUAUGAUAAAUAUCACAUGAGCUGGUGGUUCUCCCCCAUAUACCCUUGUAAAAAGAAGACCAAGACAGAGAAGGAUGUAUGUCUGAGUGGAGAAACAUGCAUGAGUGUGGGUUUGAAGAAGAUGCCUGUCCUCUUUCAGUGUUAUAUAGCUGGUUCACCCCAAAACUGGAGGAAUUGUCUCUGCACCUGUUUGCACUAGUAAUAUUACUCCUUACCUGAUACCAACAAGCUUCUGCUUGUACAGUAUUUAGGUUUACAAAAUGUGGCAAUAGCCAUUCUUUAAAGAGCUCAGAAAACAAAGAAAUGGAAACCUUGUCACUGCCUCAAUAAUAGCAGGUUCAUGAAGGAAAAUGCUGUUUCAAUUAUAUACCUCUAAUGUGUGACUACUUUUACAGUAUUAUACACACAUACACAUGCUCUAACAUUGGACUGAACAGUUUUAAUUUUGUUUCUAAUUGAAGUUAUCUCGUUUGUACUGUGGGAUUUCUGUUAGAAUGUAUGUUAGUUAAAAAGGGAAAUGCCCAGUACAACAAAAGACUAUCACAACUCUUGUUAUCUUUUAAUAAUUUCAUUUAUAAUUAUUUUGUUUUGAAACCUGUGGGUAUUGUAGGAGAAAAGAAUAAGUGAUUUACAAGUAGACUUUUCCUGUAAUAUAUUUUUUAAAAAUCUGGACUCUAGGGAGUUUGUUUUCAUAGUUGGUAUUGAUGAAAAUGUGCUCACCAAGGAAUUGCAGAGAAGGAAUAGCAGCGAUCUAUCAGCAAUCUUUGUCUUCAGCUGCAGAAAAGUACAGUAUGCUCUCAAUAUCUCUCUUGUGACCUAAACAAUAGCAAUAUGGGUAAAGUGAGUAACACAUUUUACCCUGUCAAAGAAAGAACACAAUUCACAGCAGCUUUAACUAGCAAAAGCUAAACUAUUUGAUGAACUACAGAAACACAACCUCUCCUAACAAUUUCCAACACACCUUCAACUCCACUCAAGCCCUCUUAAACAAUAAUGCCAAGUCUAUUUAGGUCAAAGGAUGUUGCCACUCCAGUCCUUCUGAAGACUGUGCUGUCACUUAGAUACUUGCCAAGUACAUUCAGCUGAGCCUGUUACGUUAUAUGCAUACCCACCUAGUUGUCAUUGUUGCAGAAAUACUUGUCUUGUAGACUCAAAAGUAACACCCCCUAGUGGUAGGUUUACCAGUUUAGAUAGUGCUAACUCCUCAUUUAAGUUACCUGCAUGAGAUAUAAUUAUCAGGAAUUUUGUCACACUAGUGUUAAAUAUAUAGAAAAAAUGGGUAGAGAAUUAAUAAAUAUUAAAGUGUACAAAGAUUUCUAUUGUUAAAGUCUCUUCUCUGGUACUGAUGUAUUUCAGACUCGGUAGAGUUGCUGAAGAAUCCGCACUCGUGAGAGGAAAAAAUUGGCAAAUCCCAAAUGGAAUCCCGGCAUUGACAGAUGUGCUGUGAUGUGGAGGCUUGUGUGCAUAUGCAAACCCUUAUUAGCAGAGACAUCCAAUACCGAGAUCUGUAAUUUCCACUUCAGCACAAUUGAUUUUUUUUACUCAAUACACUGUGAGCAGCAUCACAGGAUCUCGAUGUUAAGAAUUCCUACAGAAAAAGAAAGGCUUCCUCUAAAUUUUUAGGCAGAAGGCUGUAAGACCUAAAGACAGUUGCAGUGAUAGGGAUUUGCUGCUGCUGUUGAUAGGCCCAGCUUCUUUGGAACUUAUGGCUCUUUCUCUUGUUUUUUUUACCUGGAAAAGCCUCACAUUCCCAUCUUUUUUUUUUUUGAAAGAUCUGCAAGACAGAUUUGUUACUGCUUCCCUUUCAACCCGUGUUUAACCCAUUAUUUGGUCUCAUUAAAGCAUGAAGAAAGAUGAUGCUGUCCUUUGCACCAUGCCAGUAUUUUAUUGUAGGUGUAUAAUGUUGUAAUAUAUUUUGAUCAGGUCGGUAUUUGCCAGUUUGAAAGAAGCCAAAAGCCUGGUCAAAUGCAAGUACGUAUGGAAAUUGUAUAGCUAGAAAACUUUAUUGGUAUGUAGAAGGAAAGAGCAUGCUCAAAUUUUUUUAUGUUCCAGAUAAAUUUGUUUGGAAAGUCCAUUUUACCACAGUUAUUUUGAGACCUCUCUAUUUCUGAUUUAAUGCCCCCCUCUUAUUUGACAGAAAAUAGUGUUCUUUUUUCUCCUUAGCUAUGUGCUCCAUAGAGGAACUACAGUCAGAUGAGUAAUUGAGCUGAACAACUGAAGUACUUGUUUACUCUGAGUUUUGGGUCUUCAUUUGGGAAACAUUAAGAGAAUAUAAGCUCAUAUAUAGUCUUUCUAUUUCAAUUUUUUCUUGCUAUUUUAAUUUGCAAUACCACUGAAAUCCACAUAACGUCUGUGGAGUUUGGAACUAGUCCAUGUGUCUGUGUCUAUCUGGCAUGGAGACUUGCAGCAGGAAGUGACAAGUUGGAGUAAGGGAUGGAAGCUAGUUGAUAAGAUGGACAGAUGUUUACUUUGUUCUGUUGUGAAAUGGUAAACAAGCUCUGUUGUAUCCCACUGUUCUUCAUGUGGAAUCCGCUUUAAGGAAUUGUAUGCAAAUUAAAAGCAAAAUGCCUGGAAGUUGUUUGUGUACAAAUAGUCUAGUGUUGUUUCCCCAACUAUUCAGAAAUUAUUUUGAACAUUUUAUCAUUUGUCUAAACUUUUCUACAUCAGAAGCCUCAAAGUGAGAAAAGUUUUAAAACAAAAAUUGAAGGCUAGACUCUUGUUUGAUCUGUCCCUUUCCCUUUGAUUUUUCUGCAUCUUCAUUACUUAAUUCCUAAUGAAGGGAUGAAUACAUAAUCUAGGAACCUUCUCAACGUAAAUAUGUUUUGCUCAUGAUCACAUUUUUGCUUUUAAUCAGUCCAAACUGAUAUUCACCCCAGGAGAAUGGCAUGUGCUAUCACUACAUUUAUCUUCCCUACUUUUUUUUUAAUCUCUGGGUUUGGGGUUUUUUUGUUGUUGUUGCCUUAUACUGUAAAAGUGUUGUCCUUAUGUGACUGCAUCAUGAUUAACAAAGAGAGAGUUAUCUUCCCAUAACUGUCAUCAUACCUGCUUUUCCGUAUCCAGCGUAGUAUACAUCAAACAUAUUGUGGUGGUUAAUGUUAAUGGAAUGACACAUUUCUGUGGCACAAAGUUUAUGACACCAAAUGCAGAAACUGUUUGGUCAUGUGAGUUACAAAUCUGUUACAAAUUGCUGUUUUGCCUGAUCAUACUUCCUGCAAUGAAGUCUGAUAAAUUAGUUCGGAGGUAGGCAGAUGCGCAGACUGGUUCUGGCUCAUGAGCUACUCUUCCUUUAAUGGGUGAGCUCUGUCCUUGGGCACAGUGCAUCGUUCAGUGGAGAGCGAUGCAGAGAUCCUUGAGUGAAUGGCACUGAGCACCCACAGCACUGGGCAGAGCACACAGGUGUACUUCAGCCCAAGAGGCAACAUCAUUACUUCCAUUAGAGUAGCCAGGGGGACACACUGCCAAACUCACAGUGCCUCAGCCAGCACUGGGCAGAAGGAGGACCUGUUAGUGAGGCACAACACAAGCAGCAUUCAUUUCUUCAGUAGCUGGUAGUUUCAGUAAUUCUGGCAGAGUAUCACCUAUGUCAGCUGCCUGAUAUCAGAUUAAGCCCCUGAAUCUGGUACUUCCUGGUUGGAGUCAACAAACUCAACAGUGCUGAACUUUGUAUAUUGCUGUUUUCAGCCUGUUGCAUGUGAGCUUUAGAGAGGUGUCCAGAAGGCAUGGUAAAGAUUAUGCCAAACUCUGUGUAAUCGGCCUAGCCACUGCAGAAAGCAGAUGCUACAGAAAAGUUCUAGGCUGCAAUAUUUGAGCACCAGAGAAAUUUAACAACAAGAGAAUCAAGCUAAACUAGACGUGGCCUAGUUCAAGGGGAAGGCUGAAGCAACGCAGAGCUCUAGAGUAUGGAAAUGCUGAACCCAUGACAGUUCACAUCUGACAACAUGAGUCAUUUUGCCUAAAGGUUAUUAUCUGUCAUUUCUUGACCUACAAAGAAGUGCCAUUUUGUCUCUUUUUUAACUUUUUCAAAAUAAUAAAGCAGUAAAGACUUCUCUCCCAAAUUAGUACACUUUGUUGCAGUGGAAGAACCUUCUGUUCAAGACAGUUUUGUAAUUCUGCACUGGAGCUUCUAGGGGGUUGAACUGUAAUGUCUUCCCUUCUUGCUAAAGUUUUAAACCCAAGAAAGGCACAAACAAGUUUGUAGUCAUGCUGCCACACACUCAUGUAUAAUAUUUAUCUGGCCACAAAAAUAAAUAAAUAAUUUUUUUUUUUUUUGUCUUCACCAACAGUAAGUCCUUGAAGAAAUUCUUUUUUUUCCUGCAUGUAGGUAUUUGUGACUUUUGUUGCACUGGUGGUCAUGCACAGGAUCAUUUUGCUCCUGAAACCAAGUAAGGCAGAAGUUGUACCUAUCUGCAAGGCUGGGAAAAGGCAGAAUUCCCAGGUGACCAAGAGGAAUGCUCUAUUUAAAGUUCUGCUGCAUAGACGAAACCAGGAAUGCUUACUUUCUGAUGUAUUUCAGUGGCUGUUCAAUAUCCUUAAAGCACAUGUUAACCACACAUAAAUAUAUACAGAAGUCAAACAGCAGUUAGUCAAGUGUGUUUGAUGGUUGGUGGUGUUUUUUUGGGGGAAGGCUAGUUUUGCUUUUAUAUAUAUGUUACUGUUUCCAUUUCAUUCAGUAUUUUUCCAUGUCAAAUACAACUCUGUGUGUACAUACUACUUCAAUUCUCCAUAUGAAAUCUAUACCAGAAAUAUUGUUACUGAUCAGUUGCAUUAUAACUAGUUUGAUGUUGCUACCAGCAGGGGCUGUUUCUGCCAUGACUGCAUUCAUGUCAAAGUGGGAUCUUUUUGGCAUUCUGUGUGCUCAUCAAGUGGAUCCAUCACCAGAUGUGCAUAUCAUGUCUCUGAUUAUAUGGUGGCUUUCUUCCGUGUAUUCUCCGUAACAGAAACAAGAUUGAAAAAGCUCCUCUUUUAGGGUUGAUUAGCUGAAUAUUUAAAUGGAGGCUAUAGUGGCCCUAGGCAUGUUUUAGGCUAAAAUAUUUUAAAAUAUCUAUUAAGAUAUUUAAAAUAGAUAUUUUAAACUACUAGAAAAAAACAUUUGGUGAGUUUGCUGUCUGUUCUUAUUUUCUGUGCAGCCCAAUUUUAAUUUGUCUUGAAAACAUUCUAGCCACUACUUUAGAGACUCUAGAGAAGUUAAUUCUUUGUGCUUGCACAGUAAUGCCUAAAGACUUGAAAACUAAACCACAAUGUUUGUCAUGCUUGGGUCCCUUUUGACUUUAUCUCGCUACAAGUUCCUUUGCUUUUCCCUUUCCCUUUUGUUCUGAGCAUUUAUGAGAGUUGGACUCUUGUCCUCAAGCAUCUUUUAACAAUAUAUCCACUAAGUUUUCCACCUGUGCAAGUCAGUCAGUUAUGUUUAGUGUGGCAAGAGAAAUACUAAUAUGUGGGGUUUAUCCAUGCCUAAUUUGGCUAAUGUAAAGCUUAUAUAACAAACAUGAUUUUAUUUUCCCACUGGAUUUUUUUUUUAAAAAGGAUAGUAGGGGCUGGUGACUUCUUAACAUCCUAGAAUGUCCACUGUGAGGGUUUAUCCCAGGUGAAGAGGGUUUCUUUCAGCAUGUUGACCCAUAACUGGUAUUGCUAUAAAGUCAAAAUCUGUUUAUUAAAAAAAAUGCAUGGAACAUUAAGUUCAGAAGUUCAGAACUUUUGAAGAUGAAAAUUCAGUCAUGGUACUGAAUGAAAUGUUAAUUUAGCAGCCUUGGAAGCAUUCUGAAGUCUGUGGGAACGAUAUUGCAUUAGGACAGUGAGAAAAUACUGCUGGCUAUUUUCUUCAUACAGUUCUGCUCUUAAAGUGCUGAAUUUAAUAAUACUGCUUGAAAUUUUCAGCCCCACACUGACCAAUAUUCAUAUUCAGUGCUUGCUAGGCUGUUAAUAUAACCAUUUUGUUUUAGAGUAAUUGCCUGUACUAUGCUCCAUCUUCUCUGAAUAUGGUUCAAAAUCAGUCAUCUUUGUGGCUGUUUGUAUUUUGUAAGGUGGAAUUUACUGAGUAAAAAGGUUUCUUCCAGCAUUAUAGUUGAUGAUCUUUGCAUUAAAAUUGCAUUGUAUAUUCAAAGUUAUUUAUUAAAAUACGUGAACAUAAGUCACUGAACUGUUGACCUGAUUAAGUCUUUGAAAGAGUGGUCAGAUAUUAUAAAUACAUGCUUGUACUGUCUUGUACAUUUUCCAGUUUGACAAUAAAUACAUUGCAUUUUAUUAAGGA